AGAGGACAAUUGAGAGGAGGACAUAGAAUGAGAGGUCAGCUACGCAAUGUCAUAACUGAUGAUAUUAGGGCAACAUUGGUGGACCAUGUGGUUAACCAUGGUUUGACAAUGAGAGAGGCUGGGCUGAGGGUACACCCGAACCUCAGCCGGUUCACAGUGGCCUCUGUCAUCCGGACAUUCCGACUGGAAAACAGAAUGACCAGAAGACCAAGUAGAGGUGGGCGCCAACGGCUCUUCAGUCCUCAACAGGAGACUGAAGUAGUCAAUAUUGUGAGGGCCAACAAUGCCAUCCGUCUCCACCAGAUAAGACACAAGAUUCUAGCUGACCAAGGAACGUUUCACAAUGUAAAUCAAGUCAGUGUUUCUACAAUCCAACGCAUCUUGGUGAAGCACAAUGUUUCAAUGAAACAGUUAUACAGAGUCCCAUUCGAAAGGAAUGAGGACAGGGUGAAGGAACUUCGCCAUGCAUAUGUACAGAGAAUCAUGGACAUGGAUGGGGCCGACCAAAUGCAUGAAUUCAUUUUCAUUGAUGAGGCCGGAUUCAACUUAACGAAGAUGAGACGUCGGGGGCGCAAUAUAAUUGGGCAAAGGGCAAUUGUGCAUGGCCCUGGGCAGCGUGGUGGAAACAUCACACUAUGUGCUGCCAUAAGUUUCAGGGGGUUGCUUCAUCACCAUUCAAAAAUAGGCGCAUAUAACACCCAACACAUCAUUGCCUUUUUAGAUGCGCUUCAUUUCACAGUUGUGCAGGACAGACCAGACCAGCCCAGGUUUGUUGUGAUCUGGGACAACGUAAGUUUCCACCGGGCUGCUCUGGUCCGUGACUGGUUCAACAAUCACAUUCAUUUCAAUGUCAUGUACUUGCCCCCUUACUCGCCAUUUCUUAAUCCAAUAGAGGAGUUUUUCUCCGCCUGGAGAUGGCGCGUGUAUGACCGUCAGCCACACGCCCGUCAGCCUCUUCUGCAGGCAAUGGAACAGGCCUGCGGUGACAUUGAUGUACAAUCAAUUCAGGCAUGGAUAAGGCACUCCAGAGCCUAUUUCCCCCGAUGCUUGGCAAGGGAGGAUAUUGCCUGCGAUGUAGAUGAGGUUAUGUGGCCAGACCCAAACAGAAGGCAGAAUCCCUAACUAUUUUGUAAUGCUUCUGUAAUGUAGGCCUGCUAUGGUUUUGUUUUUGGAGUGAUUUUUUGUUGUAAAGUAGGCCUGCACUUGUUGUAUUUCAUCAUGAUUUUUAUUUUGUUUUAGUUUUUUUUACAGACUUGUGGAGUCUACGUAUUUCAGUUUUUUUUGUUACGUAAGUGCCUAUUUGCUUCGUGGAAUUGAAUAAAACACUGAACCUGAAAGAGUGUAUUGUCUUGUGUAAAGUAGACUGGUGUUUUACAGCUGAGCUGAAAUGUGUUGUCAUUUGGUGCUAGUGUGUGUGCUUUGUAACCAGAGUUACAUU
Molecule: messenger RNA, 1438 nt
Organism: Engraulis encrasicolus (European anchovy)
Lineage: Eukaryota; Metazoa; Chordata; Actinopteri; Clupeiformes; Engraulidae
Exons: 3
Coding region: 28-1122 (364 amino acids)
Molecular function (GO): nucleic acid binding
Source: RefSeq, a predicted model, not a curated record